AACGUAGUGAUUAAGAUUAUAUUCUCUUUGACGUCAAACGUCAAAUGAUCUGUGGUCUGUCGAUGUUAUUUGAAUUUUCUAAAUUGAUCAAAAAAUUAAAAAAAGCUUAAGUUCUUAUUGAAAUGUCGGGCAAACCCGGCAAACCAAUAAGGAAGUGUGAAAUUUGUGGCGUAAGACGUUGGAAAAAAUCAACUUGUGACGUAUUUUUGGCUAGAUUUCCACUGGAUCCAGACAGGUGUCAAUUAUGGGUAAAAUUAACUGGUAAUGAAGAUUUGGCAUAUUUACCAAUUGAAAGAUUACACGGAAACAAAUUUAUAUGUGAAAAUCAUUUUUCGAGAGAUGCCUUCAACAAAAAAGGCAACAGAUUAAAACGGAACGCAAUACCAUCUAGAAAUCUCAAUGCGCCGCUCUCGGACGAAAUUCUGUCGUCGUUCCCUAUUGUGCCCGAAUAUGAAAAAUCAAGAAAAGAAACAUCACUGCAUAACUUUCCGAACCCAAAUAAAUUCCUAGAGCGGUUCAAAGCUUGGGUCUCUAUAGUUGGGGGUGAGCUCAACACUUCAGCAGACUAUGAACAUUAUAAGAAAAAAAAAGUUUGUGAUCGCCAUUUUAUUGAUGAACAUAGAACUCGCAGUAAACGACUAAGCGCAAAUGCAAUUCCGACUAUUCUUGUACCUGUUUCGAAUGGUAAAAAGAAAAAUGAUACUGAAUCUGCACCAAAAACGCAACCGGCUGAGGUUCAUUCUGACCAUUGUUAUUCGAAGGAAAUAUCAUUGCAAGUGUCAACACCAGAAGCGCCAAUUGACUUGCCAGCAGAAAAGGAUGACACUGACAGUACUAAAUUAGAUGAUUAUGCAAUAGAGACUCAUGGUCACAUACACUCAGAUGAUCAUAUAAACUUAGAUGAUCACAUAGACUCUUAUGCGGAUACGUUUGAUGAUGACUCACCAUCCUCGCCUGUGCCAGAGAUAAUUAAGACUGAAGAAGUUCAAGAACAUAUUUUCUCGUGGCAAGGAACAGAGCCGAUAAAAGCAGAUGAUCCAGCAGUGCCAGUGCCCGACAAACCAAGAUUACCUGACGACAUCGUGACUUCAUCUCUAUUCUGUGACGAACCAAAACCCAGUUUACCAGAUCUGACAGUUCCGGAAAAUGUCAAACUCAUGUGCAAGGAUUGUUCCGAAGCCAUUGACGGGUUUUCGUUCUGGUGCGUGCAGUGUUUGCGCGGUGCGCUGUGCGUGGCGUGCGCGUCUACCGAUACGCAUUAUGCUCAUUUCGUGCUACGCUCGCCAAAGGGGUUUACUCAGAACCCAACUCGGGCAGUGUUGGCAGUUAUACGACAACAUCUCGCCGAAAACUUAACAUUCGUCAAGACUGAUAUAGAUGGUAUGAAGGAGGAAGUCAAACAUGAGCCUUUGGAGUCCCUGUCGCCAAUUGCCUGCCCUGACCCUCUUGCAGUGGAGCCCCAUAUUGACUCGCUCAUUGAGGGGCCACACCAUGACUCGCUGACUGAGAGGCUAGACGACUCGCUGACUGCGAGGCUAGACGACUCGCUGACUGAGAGGCUAGACGACUCGCUGACUGCGAGGCUAGACGACUCGCUGACUGAGAGGCUAGACGACUCGCUGACUGAGAGGCUAGACGACUCGCUGACUGCGAGGCUAGACGACUCGCUGACUGAGAGGCUAGACGACUCGCUGACUGAGUGGCUAGACGACUCGCUGUCUGAGAGUCUAGACGACUCGCUCACUGAGGAACCUCACCUUGCCUCGCUAACUGAGAGGCCAGACCUUGGAUCAAAAGCAGAGGAACCCCAUGUCUCACUAGCGGAACCUCGUCCCGACCCGGUCUUCGCGGCUCCGUCCUCCAAUACCAAAGAGAAAAAGUGUGUCGACGAAGAAACAGAAAGUCCUGUCAAGCGUAUUCGACUCAUGGACUCCACGCCACAGAUACCUAAUGUCACAGUUAAAGUAGAUCGUGCUAAACUAGUAAAAGUUCCAAUCAACAUUUUAGCAAAAAUCCAAAAAAUUGACGCAGUAAACGCUGCUAACAGACCUGUAGAAAUCUUUUAUCCUAGUGAUUUCAAACUCGAAGAUACAACACAAAUGAGUCAAAUAACACACUCUAAUACUGUAAAAGCCCGAAAAGUCCCCUUUAAAGUUGAUGACAGAUCACAAAAAGUCAUCACUAGAACAACCGACGGGUCACUAGCUACUGUCAAUUCUAACAGUAUUAGAAAAAAACAAUUUGUACAGAUCCCAUCUAAUAUGAAAGUGCAAGCGGUUACUUCUGGCGAUCGGAAGGUUGCAUAUAGCAGAGUGGCACAAGAUGUUACGGAUAAGACGAAUAUGCCUGUGAGGGGGCCACAAGCAAUGAUGCUUCGAUCGGUGACUUCUAAAGCCGCGGUGCAACUGGAGCCCCUUACGUUGUCGGAUUUACAGAAGUGGAUAGACAAGAGGGAGAAUGACGGAAAUAAACAUAAUUAAACUGG
This is a messenger RNA of Leguminivora glycinivorella, 2485 nucleotides long. RefSeq lists its product as uncharacterized. The transcript is spliced from 13 exons. Gene Ontology annotation, molecular function: sequence-specific DNA binding. NCBI's taxonomy places the organism in Eukaryota, Metazoa, Arthropoda, Insecta, Lepidoptera, Tortricidae. The record is from RefSeq and is a predicted model, not a curated record. Bases 123 to 2480 code for a protein of 785 amino acids.